AAUCGAUUGAUAAGCGUUUUAGCUUUAAUAGUUUCUACAACCUUCUAUUGGAUCUAUCGAGUGUCUUCUCCUUUAUUAAGGAGAUUAAGAAAUAAAAAAACUCCGGUAGAAAAACUUAAAGAUGAGCUUGUAGUAGCACGAAAUUAUGAGGAAUGGAUUAAAAAGGCGCAAGAAAUAGAUAUUCUUUUAGACAAUGAUAAAUGGAAAUUGGAUCCCGCAUCUCCGUAUUAUGACUAUAAUCUUAUUCAGUACCGAUUAGGUCAUCUUAAACAAGUUAGGGAAGGGAAUGAUGUUUCAUCUAUGAUUCAUAUGUUAAGAGCAGGCCUUUUACGUAACUUGGGCGGUUUGAAUGACCCUCGAUUGUUCAGUCAAUCAUAUUUAGGAACAAAGAAGUUAAUCGAAGAUUAUACACAAGAGGUUGCAACUCAACUCGAUUAUAUUAGGCAGUCAAAUUUUUCAGAUGUUCCUCAGACUUCUAAGAUCGAUUUCUUUAAUGAUACUCGUCAAAGUUUUGGCUGUUCUGCUUUAGUCCUUUACGGUGGAGCAACUUUUGGACUAUAUCAUCUUGGGGUUGUGAAAGCACUUCAUGAAAAUGGAUUGUUGCCAAGGGUCAUUAGUGGAACUGCAGUUGGUGCUUUUAUAGCUGCUCUCGUGUGCAUUCAUACUGAUGAAGAAUUACCAAAAAUCUUUCAACCUGGUGGAGUUGAUCUGGAAGCUUUUAGUAAAGUUGGAAGUAAAGGCAAUGUUCACAGAAAAGUCUCUCGAUUACUUAAGCACGGUUAUUUAUUGGAUAUCAAGGUUUUAGAAGAUUGUGUUCUUAAAAAUGUUGGAGAUUUAACCUUUGAGGAAGCAUACGCGAAAUCAAAACGAAUUCUUAACAUUACAGUUUCAUCCACAAGGAAAUUUGAGGUGCCCCAAUUGCUAAAUUAUUUGACCGCACCCAACGUUUUAAUAUCAAGUGCGGCUUGUGCUUCAGUUGCCAUCAUGGGUCUCUACGAUAAGUAUGAUUUGAUGGCAAAGGAUAAAAAUGGAAAAAAAAUCCCAUGGGCAACAGAUGUCAAAUUUAAGAAGUGGACAGAUGCGGUUCCAUCGGAAAGUGAAUCUCCGCUAGCAAGGCUUUCAGAAUUAUUUAAUGUUAACCAUUUUAUUGUAUCUCAAGCAAAUCCUUUUAUUGUUCCAUUCAUGUCCCGAGAACAAACAACGCGAUCUAGUUUUUUGGUUAAAUGUGGAUAUUUUUUAUCAACUGAAAUUAAACACCGAAUAUUCCAGCUUGAACAACUACGAAUUCUACCACGAAGACUUCGUGGAAUUGUUGAUGAAAAAGUAUCAGGGGAUGUCACUAUCGUACCUUCUAUUUCCUUUUCUGAUUUUAAAACCUUGUUUUCUAGUCCAACACACGAAUCAUUGGAUUAUUGGAUACUAAAGGGAGAACAGUCUACAUGGCCUUUAUUAGCAUUAAUAAAGAAUCGAUGUAUUAUAGAGAUGGUUCUCGAUAAAGCUUAUUUAACUUUGAAAGCAAAUCCAAUUGAACGAAGUAGUUACUAUCCCAAUGCUAAAAAUAAUGGAGCACGAAAACGUACUAAAUCUCUUGCUUGA
Molecule: messenger RNA, 1596 nt
Organism: Dentiscutata erythropus
Lineage: Eukaryota; Fungi; Glomeromycota; Glomeromycetes; Diversisporales; Gigasporaceae
Source: the annotation of a GenBank genome assembly